AUGUUCCUCCAGCUCUCCAGAGACACAGUAAUAUCUCCGGACCUGCUGUGGGAGAUAUUCCUCCAGAACCAGGACACAGUAAUAUCCUACCCGGACCCUGUUGUGGGAGAUAUUCCUCCAGGUCAGGACACAGUAAUAUCUCCCGGACUGUUGGCAGGGAAUAUUCCUCCAGGCCAGGACACGGUAAUAUCUCCCAGACCUGCUGUGGGAGAUAUUCCUCCAGGCCAGGGCAUGUUAAUAUCUCAGACCUGCUGUGGGAGAUAUUCCUCCAGGCCAGGACGUAUUAAUAUCUCCCAGACCUGCUGUGGAGAUAUUCCUCAAGGCCAGGGCUCAUUAAUAUCUCCCAGACCUGCUGUGGGAGAUAUUCCUCCAGGCCAGGGCGUAUUAAUAGCUCCCAGACCUGCUGUGGGAGAUAUACCUCCGAGCCAGGGCUCAUUAAUAUCUCCCAGACCUGCUGGAGAUAUUCCUCCCAGGCCAGGGGCAUUAAUAGCUCCCAGACCUGCUGUGGGGAAUAUUCCUCCAGGCCAGGGCGUAUUAAUAUCUCCCAGACCUGCUGUGGGAGAUAUUCCUACAGGCCAGGGCGUAUUAAUAGCUCCCCAGACCUGCUGUGGGAGAUAUUCCUCCAGGUCAGGACACAGUAAUAUCUCUGUACCUGGUGUGGGAGAUAUUCCCCAAGCCAGGCUGCACAUCUCCCAGACCUGCUGUGAGAUAUUCCUCCAGGCCAGGGCGGCAUUAAUAUCUCCCAGACCUGUUGUGGGAGAUAUUCCUCCAGGCCAGGGCGUAUUAACAUCUCCCAGACCUGCUGUGGGAGAUAUUCCUGCAGGCCAGGGCGCAUUAAAAUCUCCCGGACCUGCUGUGGGAGAUAAUCCCCCAGGACAGGACGCAGAAAUAUUUCCCGGACCUGUUGCGGGAGAUAUUCCUCCAGGCCAGGGCGUAUUAAUAGCUCCCAGACCUGCUGUGGGAGAUAUACCUCCAGGCCAGGGCUCAUUAAUAUCUCCCAGACCUGCUGUGGGAGAUAUUCCUCCAGGCCAGGGCGUAUUAAUAGCUCCCAGACCUGCUGUGAGAGAUAUUCCUCCAGGCCAGGGCGUAUUAAUAUCUCCCAGACCUGCUGUGGGAGAUAUUCCUACAGGCCAGGGCGUAUUAAUAGCUCCCAGACCUGCUGUGGGAGAUAUUCCUCCAGGCCAGGGCGUAUUAACAUCUCCCAGACCUGCUGUGGGAGAUAUUCCUGCAGGCCAGGGCGCAUUAAAAUCUCCCGGACCUGCUGUGGGAGAUAAUCCCCCAGGACAGGACGCAGAAAUAUUUCCCGGACCUGUUGCGGGAGAUAUUCCUCCAGGUCAGGACACAGUAAUAUCUCCCGGACUUGUUGUGGGAGAUAUUCGUCCAGGCCAGGGCGCAUUAAUAUCUCCCGGACCUAUUGUGGGAGAUAUUCCACCAGGCCAGGACGCAGUAACAUCUCCCGGACCUGAUGUGGGAGAUAUUCCUCCAGGCCAGGACACAGAAAUAUCUCCCGGACCUACUGCGGGAGAUAUUCCUCCAGGCCAGGGCGUAUUGAUAUCUCCCAAACCUGUUGUGGGAGAUAUUCCUCCAGACCAGGACGCAGUAAUAUCUCCCGGACCUGUUGUGGCAGAUAUUCCUCCAGGUAAGGACACGGUAAUAUCUAUCAGACCUGCUGUGGGAGAUAUUCCUCCAGGCCAGGGCGUAUUAAUAUCUCCCAGACCUGUUGCGGGAGAUAUUCCUACAGGCCAGGGCUUAUUGAUAUCUCCCAAACCUGUUGUGGGAGAUAUUCCUCCAGGCCAGGACGCAGUAAUAUCUCCCGGACCUGUUGUGGGAGAUAAUCCUCCAGGCCAGGACACAGUAAUAUCUCCCAGACCUGUUGUGGGAGAUAUUCCUCCAGGCCAAGACGCAGUAAUAUCUCCCGGACCUGCUGUGGCAGAUAUUCCUCCAGGUCAGGACACAGUAAUAUCUCCCGGACCUGUUGUGGGAGAUAUUUCUCCCGGCCAGGACAAAGUAAUGUCUCCCAAACCUGUUGUGGGAGAUAUUCCUCCAGGCCAGGACAAAGUAAUAUCUCCCAAACCUGUUGUCGGAAAUAUUCCACCAGGCAAGGACGCAUUAAUAUCUCCCGGACCUGUUGUGGGAGAUAUUCCUCCAAUCCACGACACAGUAAUAUCUCCCGGACCUGUUAUGGGAGAUAUUCCUCCAAGCCAGGACACAGUAAUAUCUCCCGGACCUGCUGUGGCAGAUAUUCCUCCAGGUCAGGACACAGUAAUAUCUCCCGGACCUGUUGUGGGAGAUAUUCCUCCAGGCCAGGACACAGUAAUAUCUCCCGGACCUAUUGGGGGAGAUAUUCCUCCAGGCCAGGGCGCAUUAAUAUCUCCCGGACCUAUUGUGGGAGAUAUUCCUCCAGGUCAGGACACAGUAAUAUCUCUCGGACUUGUUGUGGGAGAUAUUCCCCCAGGCCAGGACACAGUAAUAUCUCCCGGACCUAUUGUGGGUGAUAUUCCUCCAGGCCAGGGCGCAUUAAUAUCUCCCGGACCUAUUGUGGGAGAUAUUCCUCCAGGCCAGGACACAGAAAUGUCUCCCGGACUUGUUGUGGGAGAUAUUCCUCCAGGCCAGGACACAGUAAUAUCUCCCGGACCUGUUGUGGGAGAUAUUCCUCUAGGCCAGGACACAGAAAUAUCUCCCAGACCUGCUAUGGGAGAUAUUCCUCCAGGCCAGGACACAGAAAUAUCUCCCGGACCUGUUGUGGGAGAUAUUCCUCCAGGCCAGGACGCAGCAAUAUCUCCCGGACCUGUUGUGGCAGAUAUUCCUCCAGGUCAGGACACAGUAAUAUCUCCACCUGUUGUGGGAGAUAUUCCUCCAGGCCAGGGCGCAUUAAUAUCUCCCGAACCUGCUGUGGGAGAUAUUCCUCCAGGCCGGGACGCAGCAAUAUCUCCCGGACCUGUUGUGGCAGAUAUUCCUCCAGGUCAGGACACAGUCCCCGGACCUGUGGGAGAUAUUCCUCCAGGCCAGGACACAGUAAUAUCUCCCGGCCCUGUUGUGAGAGAUAUUCCUCCAGCCAGACACAGAGGCAACAUGGUCGGUACUGUCCUCUAUCGCAUUGACUUCCCCAACUUAGGUAUUCAUUUACAGCUGUGUGAACUGGGAGAACUCGGGAAACCCACCGACCUCUGGAACAGGAGCCACGUUCUUGAAUGA
Molecule: messenger RNA, 3195 nt
Organism: Homarus americanus (American lobster)
Lineage: Eukaryota; Metazoa; Arthropoda; Malacostraca; Decapoda; Nephropidae
Product: basic proline-rich protein-like
Exons: 14
Coding region: 1-3195 (1064 amino acids)
Source: RefSeq, a predicted model, not a curated record